AUGGCAGCUACAGAUGACCCCGUUGCCCUCGUCGCCAAGGCGAAUGCCCGUGGCCCAACUACUGGCUUCACGGAUGUCGAUGAUAAUGCCGAACCGCUCCCUGCUGGUUUCGACACAAAGAAUGCCAAAAUAUUCACCCCCCUCAAGGUCGGUGACUUGACGCUGCAGCACCGAGUCGUCCACGCGGCUCUGGGACGAUCUCGCGCUGCUCAUUCCACUGAAAGCCCUUUGGCCGUCAAGUACUUCGAGCAGCGUACCACUCCAGGAGCCCUCAUGAUCUCUCAAGCCACUGGUGUCUCUCUCAAAUCAAAGGCUUGGCCUUGGUCAGCGACCCUCGAGACAAAAGAGCACCAGGCUGCUGUCGCUGAUAUCAUCCAAGUUGUCCACAAGAAAGGCGGUUUCUGGUUCCAACAGCUCACACACGUGGGUCGCUGCACUUCGCCAGGUCUUGUCAAACACGCCCACAAGGAAGCUGGUCUAGGACCCCCCUCCUACGGCUACCUUCCGGUAUCUUCUUCGGCUGUUGCUGAGACUGGGGUGAAUACUCACUCCGGAGAACCAUUCGGAGUACCGCACGCGUUGACAGUUGAGGAGAUCAAAGAAAUCCUGGCCGAUUUUCAGCGCGCUGCCGCCCUGGCCGUCGAAGCUGGAGCCGAUGGAGUCGAGAUUCUUUCCGGAAAUGGCUUCCUCCUGGACCAAUUUCUGCACGACAACAUCAACCAACGCGAUGAUCAAUAUGGAGGAUCAGUCGAGAACAGGAGUCGUUUUCCUCUAGAAGUGGUUGAUGCUAUCGCAGAAGUAGUAGGCUAUCAGCGUUUGGGAGUCCGAGUGAGCCCCUUUUCUAACUUCCACGAAACGGACGGCUCGCAACCCCUAGUGCAAUUACUCCAUCUCAGCCGUGAGCUUGCUCGUCGAGGUAUAGCAUACUUGCAUGUCGGAGAGGGCCGCGUAUCGCGCAACCUCGGCAUUGCUGAGAACCUCUCACGCCUUGUGGCCAAAGGAAUUGCCCCAGAAGAUAUCUCUCUUCGACCGUUCCGACGGCUUCUGAGGGAUACUGCUCCUUCGAACUCACGUCAUACACCUACUGUUCUCGUCGGCAACGGAGGAUACACUGCUACAUCUGGUAUUCUAACUGUGCAAGACGACCUGGCCGACGCUGACAACCACUCAGUCCAUACAACCGCGACACCUUUUAUACCCGGAUACACCUCCUACAGCAACUUUGAGGAGUAUGAGGGAAAUAAAUCUCAAGCUGGUCACAGUGAUAGGCCUGAUACAGACGAAUCAAAGGCAAUCAGACAGGAUGGUGCCAACGAUGCAGCAAAGAACAGCAGAGAGACUCCUAACAAGCGGGUUGCUAUCAUCGGUGCUGGAAUUAGUGGUACUGUCACGGCAGCUGCCUUCCAACGGCUUGGUGGUUUUGAACUUCAGAUCUUCGAGCGUAAGAGCGUCCCGGGUGGUGUCUGGGUAUAUGAUCCUGUAUCCACAACCAUUCCACAGUUUCCAGCAGCGGAACCUUCAGACAUCAAUCCACCUCUUCCGCGUCCCAACAGCCCGUUCCCUCUGGAUCUACCCCGUUCGACGCAACAGUGCUUCCUCUCGUCUCCCAUUUACGACUCCCUGGAAGCAAAUAUUCCGUACAAGGUAAUGGGAGGUGCUACAGAUUUCAACCUUCCACCCCCGGCAAACAACGAACACUACCUGAGUGUCUCUGAAGUCACAGACUUUGUAGCGAAGGCUACCCAGAAGUACAGCUCUAUAACUCAAUUCAGCACAACGGUAGAGGAUGUCCAAAACCUCCCUCAAGGCGGCGUGAGGCUACUCCUACGCCAGGAGAAUGCCAAUGGAACGGAUACUUGGUACGAAGAAGACUUCGACCAUCUCGUGGUGGCCACAGGCCACAACAGCGUCCCUCGCGUCCCCAAGAUACCCGGCCACGAGACUUGGAAGGGAGACCUGCAACAUGCUUCCACCUGGCGAUCGGGACAGGAGUUCAAGGACAAGAGCAUCCUUGUGAUCGGUACCAGUGAGAGCGCCAUAGAUCUGGUUCUUCAGUCUCUACCUCAUGUCAGGGGCGAUAUCCAUGUAUGCCAGAGGACACCGCACCCCCGGUGUCCCAACGUCUUUGAUCGGCCUGGCGUUAAGCUCGUGACCACCAUUGACCGUUUCACUGAAAACACGAUCCAUCUCCAUGACGGAUCUGUCUUGCACGGCAUCGACGCGGUAGUCUUUGCAACGGGGUACUUCUAUACCUACUCCUUCCUUUCGAACGUCCGCCCCCCUGUAGGUCCCGGCGGCCACCGCGUGCCUGGCCUGUAUCAGCACAUCUUCGACAUACAUAACCCUAGUACCAUCGCCUUCGUCGGCGUGGUCAACGCGUCUUUGACCUGGCUGACCUGGGAGAAGUCCGCCUUUUUGGUGGCCCUGUUCUGGUCUGGAAGGAUCAAACUUCCGUCUAGAGAAGCACAAGAGGCUUGGGAGGCAGACAGGCUCGCUGAGAAGGGGGAAGAUAUGUUUCAUGUACUGGAACUGCCCUAUGAGCGCGUUCUCUUCUUCGAUCAGUUGAACGAACUAGCUGCGGAAUACUUGCAGCAGGAGUCAGCCGAUGAUACACUUCUGCGGGGCUUCCCAUUCGAAUUCAUCUUGGCUUUAAUUGCCGGUCGACCAGCCAAGCUCAAGAAGUAUGAUUUAGUGGAGGACGUUGGUGGACGAGGUGUUAUUGGCCCUGCAAUCUUAGAUACUGUUAAGUAA
Molecule: messenger RNA, 2751 nt
Organism: Fusarium tjaetaba
Lineage: Eukaryota; Fungi; Ascomycota; Sordariomycetes; Hypocreales; Nectriaceae
Product: thiol-specific monooxygenase
Exons: 4
Coding region: 1-2751 (916 amino acids)
Molecular function (GO): NADP binding; FMN binding; N,N-dimethylaniline monooxygenase activity
Source: RefSeq, a predicted model, not a curated record